AGAUCAGGGUGUUUGGACCCCGUGGAUUCUGACCCUGGAUUCCACCUCCGGGGAGUCAGGAGCAGAGGAGCUGGGCCAGGAGGCUUGUCUGCGUUUGUCAGUCACUACCUCAGGUGACCUACAAAGGGCUGGUUCAUGACGGAGAAACAGGAACACCCCGGUCCAUGCUAGACCAGAAUGACACCGCGUUCCAGCUUCAGCCUUCUGCUCGGAGUGCUAGGCAUCUUUGCACUUGGCCACUUCACAGAAGGUCAGAACAGCACACUGAUUUCCACAGAGGGAAAUAGCAUUCGCAACUGCAGCUGCCCCAUAGACAUCAGGGACUGUGACUACAGCUUGGCCAACUCAGUGUGCAGCUGUAAGUCUAUCCUGCCUUUUGCCUUGGAGCCAACCAGCUAUCAUGGCCAUUUGACCAUCUGGUUCACAGAUGUAUCCACGCUGGGUCACCUGCUCAAGUUCACACUGGUCCAGGACUUGAAACUUUCCCUAUGUGGUCCCGACACCUUCCCCACCAAGUACCUGGCUAUCUGCGGGCUGAAGAGGCUUUGCAUCCGUACGGAGGCCAGGCACCCCUCCCGGGAGCAGAGUCUGCUCAUCCACAACAGGAGGGAAGGCAGCUCCUUGUACGAAGGCUGGCAGGCCUAUGUGUUCAUCUCAUUCUUAGAUGUGGCUCUUUUCAACAGGGACUCGUCUUUAAGGUCAUACAGUAUCGACAACAUCUCUAGCCUCACCAGGGACUUUCCUGAUUUUUCUUACUUUAAAACAUCCCCAAUGCCAAACAACAGAAGCUAUGUUGUCACAGUUAUUUACUAGCAUCCUGUGUCCAUCCACCAGGAACUCUGGGAAAAAAAAUGGAACAUCUGAACAGGAAUCUGGGAAUAAGGUCAUAAAACAGUUGUCCCUAUUCCUUCUCUUGGCCUCCAUUUAUAACAAAGCCACACCUAAGAACAGCCAGUUCUCUCUGUCCCACUUAAGAGCAAUUUGACUCCUGAACUGUCCCAAGGGCUAGCUGGAAGCUAGGUCUUUGCAACUGGUAGCCUGCAGAGAAAGGGACUAGUUAUUGGAGCUCAGUGUAGUCAUGGCCCCAAGGAGGGGAUCUUCUUUCUGAGUGCAGUAAUUCUGCCUUACCUGUGUGGGUGCAUUCCAAGACCCCAGGACACCUGAAUGAGCAAACAAUACUAAACCCUAUGCACAGUGUAUUUUUCCUACAGAGACUUUUGACAAAAAUCUAACUUAUAAAUUAAGAUCGCUGUGGGAUUAAGGAAAACUGUAACAUACUGUAAGAAAGUUGUGCACGCAUGCUUGUCCACACUGUUACACCAUGCGCACUUCCCGUGACGAUGAGGACGACUCUCUUUGGCAUAGCCCCAUUUCCAGCAUGCUCUUCACAUGAUGGCUGCUAUGGAAUAAAUCACAGGUUUCUUGGAUGGUACCUGCUGUGGCAGUCAGAGACCAGUCACUAAGGGGCUGAUAGGUGGUGGUGUUAUUUGGUGUUUACAGGACUCAGCGGAUGACUCAGGCCCCAGGUGGAAUCAAGCAGGGCCACAUUCCUCACACUCCUCAGAACACCUUGAAGUUUAAAACUUCUGAUUUAUAUGUGAAACUGCACAGCGGGAACCCAAUGUGGAUUCUUUCUUUUCAUUUUGUGACAUGGUCUAGAACUCCUGACCAGGGGAAGUUCUUCCCUGGUCGUCUUCUCUUUCACAGAGCAGCGGCAAGGAUCUUUGCACCUUCCAUUUCCUCCGCAUCUGUCCGCUCACCUUCAUUCCCUCCAUCCCCCCUCGUGUCUUAUCAUUCGCCCCCCAUCCCCCUCCCUCCUGCUCCUGGAUUCAGAACUUAGAAAGCCCUCAGUAGAAUUGGUAAGCCACAGGAGGGCUAGCUGGGGAACCUAACAAUCACUUCAAACUCUGUGCUUUUGGUCCCUAUUCCAUCUGGAAUUUUAAGAAGAGAAAGUUACUUCAUAGGAAGUAGUUAACACAAAAUUGUAUUAUACGUAUUGAUGAAAAGAACCAAGGCAAUUAUUAAAUUGUUCACCAUUACACAAAGAAAAGAUCCCCCCAUAAUAAAGACCAAAUUUACCAUUAAUGUCAAUAUUUUUAAAGCCCAUGUGAGGAGGAGGGAGUGAGAAGGAGGUAGAGAUGGCUCAGAGCUCGAGAGGACUUGCUGUCCCUCCGGGGCCCGAGCUCCUCACCCAGCGCCUGCGUUGCUUUGCUCAUCGCCAUCUGCAGCUCCAGCUCAGAUCUAAGCCUCCCGAGGAAGCUCUUCUCUGGCCUUCACAGGAACCUGUACAUACACGGUACACACACCACAUGUAUGAACAAAACCCAAAACUGAAGUGUAAACUCAUGCCGGCUGUGGUACAAAUGUCUAAGAAUAAAACGAAGUGGAAGCACUAUUGAUUCACGAUAACCAAGAUGGUAAGAAAUAAUUUUAUUGUAAAAGCACAGGUUAGUCAUGCCAUAUUUUUAUCUUAAUAUGACUGUAUUUGCAUAACUGGCAGGGGAUUUGGUCAUUCUGACUAAUUAACUUGGGUCUACAGUGUCAGUAUUUAAAUUAGGCCAAAAAAACGACAUCCAAACAAUGAAUUUUAAUAGAAAAUGUAAUGGCCUCAUUACUGAUACGGUUCAGAGGUUAAAGUGAGAAAAAGACAAGGAAUUGGGGGAAAAGAGAAAGCAAGGAAGAUGUAAAUCAAAGAUAAAUGGUAUCAGCCAUCAUCUGCAUAUGUUACAAGCUGAAUUUUGAUGGAAACCUAUUAAUGUAUUUAAAGAGUGAUGUUAGAAAUUCUAUGUGCCUGUAAGUACCUUCCAUCCAGUAGCUGGUACUGGCUCAAGAGCUUUGCACAUAUGGUUUAUGUGGUUCUUAGGAUAACUGUAGUGAGCCGUCUGGCCUGGGGCCAGUACCUUGUCACCUGUGGCCAGCUAGCAAAAGUAGGCAUCAUUCCAGAGAGGAGGAGGAGGAGAUGUCUUUGUCAUACUCACACGGUGUGACAAAGUUUGUGAAAGACACAAUUAUACAAAGAUUGUGAAACACACCAUUUAUGAAUAAUAAUAAACAUCCUUUACUAAGUUCUGCACAAUUCUCUAAUAACGUUUUGUGAGAUUUUUGCCAAGUUCUUGUAUCUAAAGGUUGGAAUGAUGAGAAACUAAGGCUCUCA
This is a messenger RNA of Apodemus sylvaticus (European woodmouse), 3154 nucleotides long. RefSeq names its product chromosome 15 C21orf62 homolog (gene Epcip). The coding region runs from base 178 to 813 and encodes 211 amino acids. The record is from RefSeq and is a predicted model, not a curated record. Lineage: Eukaryota; Metazoa; Chordata; Mammalia; Rodentia; Muridae. The transcript has 2 exons.